Molecule: messenger RNA, 4182 nt
Organism: Microcebus murinus (gray mouse lemur)
Lineage: Eukaryota; Metazoa; Chordata; Mammalia; Primates; Cheirogaleidae
Gene: FBXO38
Product: F-box protein 38
Biological process (GO): protein K48-linked ubiquitination; SCF-dependent proteasomal ubiquitin-dependent protein catabolic process
Cellular component (GO): cytoplasm; nucleus
Molecular function (GO): protein binding
Source: RefSeq, a predicted model, not a curated record
AAGCGCCUCGGCGGUGGGGGCCGCGGGAAGUGUCUGUAGCGUUCUCCCUCCCUCUCAACCACAAUAACAGACGGAGGGCCGGUGUAGGUGCUUUGAACUCAAAUAAACAAGGAGAAAUUUGCUCUUUGAUACUGGAGACUACACAGCAAUGGGGCCACGAAAGAAAAGUGUUAAAACCUGUCUUAUGAAUAAUGAAAUCCCAGAGGAAACAAUAUCAGAUGAAACAAAGGACUAUAUGAAUCAACUUUCACAUGAAGUACUUUGCCAUAUUUUUAGGUACCUCCCUCUACAGGAUAUCAUGUGUAUGGAAUGUCUUUCCCGGAAGCUAAAGGAAGCAGUGACCCUGUAUCUGAGAGUCGUGAGGGUUGUGGAUCUCUGCGCAGGGCGGUGGUGGGAAUACAUGCCAAGUGGCUUCACAGAUUCCAGUUUUCUAACACUAUUGAAGAAGAUGCCAGAUGUCGAACAGCUAUAUGGUCUUCAUCCUCGAUACCUUGAGAGGCGAAGAGUAAGGGGCCAUGAGGCUUUUAGCAUUCCAGGAGUCCUAGAAGCUUUGCAGGCAUGUCCAAACUUAGUGGGUGUGGAAACUUCUCAUUUGGAGUUGGUAGAAUCCAUUUGGACAUAUAUGCCACAUGUUCAUAUUUUGGGGAAAUUUCGUAAUCGUAAUGGAGCAUUUCCAAUUCCUCCUGAAAAUAAACUGAAAAUUCCGAUAGGAGCCAAAAUUCAAACUUUACAUUUAGUUGGGGUGAAUGUUCCUGAAAUUCCUUGUAUCCCAAUGCUAAGGCACCUUUAUAUGAAGUGGGUACGACUCACUAAACCACAACCGUUUAAAGACUUUCUUUGUAUCAGCUUACGAACUUUCGUCAUGAGGAACUGUGCAGGACCCACAAAUUCCUUGAAAUAUGUCCCUUUAGUAACAGGCUUAGCUUCUGCCCGAAACUUGGAACAUUUAGAAAUGGUUCGAGUUCCUUUCCUUGGAGGUCUUAUCCAACAUGUAGUUGAAGACAGUUGGAGAUCAGGUGGUUUUAGAAAUUUGCACACUAUUGUUUUGGGAGCUUGCAAAAAUGCUCUUGAAGUAGAUCUUGGAUACCUCAUCAUCACCGCUGCCCGUAGGUUACAUGAAGUUCGAAUCCAACCUUCUCUAACCAAAGAUGGUGUCUUUUCUGCCCUAAAGAUGGCAGAACUGGAGUUUCCCCAAUUUGAAACCCUUCAUCUGGGAUAUGUAGAUGAGUUUUUGCUACAGAGCAGAAUGGCUAAUGCAGAUCUCGUGAAGUAUGGUCUGGCUGACGUGGUAGAAAAUCCUGGUAUCAUCACUGAUAUAGGGAUGAAGGCCGUCAAUGAAGUUUUCUCUUGUAUCAAAUAUCUGGCAAUUUACAAUUGCCCCCAUCUACACAACCCAUACAACUGGAUCUCAGACCACUCAAGGUGGACUCGAUUGGUUGAUAUCAACCUAGUGCGGUGCCAUGCUUUGAAGCUAGACUCCUUUGGCCAGUUUAUUGAAUUAUUGCCCAGCUUGGAAUUUAUUUCACUGGACCAGAUGUUUCGUGAACCACCCAAGGGCUGUGCUCGAGUUGGUCUGAGUGCAGGCACAGGAAUUGGGGUUUCCUCGGCCCUUGUUAGCAACCAGAACUCCAACAAUGACAAUGACAAUAAUGCCCAGAAUAACAAUGCCAACCUCCAUGACAAUAAUCACCAUCACCCAGAUGACUCAGAUGAGGAGAAUGACUUUCGGCAAGACCUGCAACCAGGAGAGCAACAGUUUGCAGCCGACGCAUUGAAUGAAAUGGAAGACAUAGUGCCAGAAGAUGGAGAGGUGGUGGCUGAGAGUGGAAACAAUACUCCAGCUCACAGUCAGGCAAUUAUUCCUGUAGAUGUUGAUGAGGAACAAGCAGGUCCCAGUGGCCUUCAACGUGUAGUAAAACCAACCCCAAUUACUGUUCAUGAUUCAGAGAGCGAUGAUGAGGAAGAUAGUCUAGAACUCCAAGAAGUCUGGAUUCCUAAGAAUGGUACUCGGCGUUACUCUGAACGUGAAGAAAAAACUGGAGAAUCUGUGCAGUCCAGGGAAUUAUCAGUAAGUGGAAAAGGCAAGACUCCACUUCGAAAGAGGUACAACUCCCAUCAGAUGGGCCAGUCGAAGCAGUUUCCCCUCGAGGAAAGCAGCUGUGAGAAAGGCUGUCAGGUCACCAGUGAGCAGAUCAAAGCCGAUAUGAAAGCAGCUAGGGAUAUUCCUGAAAAGAAAAAAAACAAGGAUGUUUAUCCCAGCUGCAGCAGCACCACCGCCAGCACAGUGGGAAACUCCAGCUCACACAGCACUGCUUCUCAAAGCCCCGACUUUGUAAGGACGGUGAACAGCGGCGGCUCUUCCGAGCCUAGCCCUACAGAAGUGGAUGUGUCCAGGCAGUGUGUCUGCUCCCCCGGUGGGUCAGAGGACUCUGAGGCCAUGGAGGAGGGAGAUGCAGAGAGUUCUGUCUGCCCCAGAUGCUGCUGUCACAGGCCCCAGGAAUCCCAAAGGAGAACUAGCAGGUGUUCUGAUGAGGAACGUCCUUCAACCAGCCGAGCCUGUGUUGUGAAUGGCCCGGAUGAAGUUGCCAAAACUAAGCCACGUCAUGCCAUGAAACGGAAACGGACAGCAGAUAAAUCCACCAGUACCAGUGAUCCUGUGAUUGAGGAUGACCACGUGCAGGUUCUUGUAUUAAAAUCCAAAAAUCUUGUUGGAGUCACUAUGACCAAUUGUGGAAUCACAGAUCUAGUGCUAAAAGACUGUCCCAAGAUGAUGUUCAUCCAUGCUACCAGGUGCAGGGUACUGAAACAUUUGAGUGAAAAUGCACCAAUUGUCAACCGAUUUGACUAUGCACAAUGCAGAACUAAUAUGGAUCAGGUACUAGACCAGAAUACUAAGGAUGCUCCUGAGAGAAACCGUAUCAUAAACCUACGCCCAAUGCAGCAGGUAGACACACUAACUUUGGAGCAGAAGCUGUUUAGUGGCCCCUACCCUCACAUCUGCAUCCAUGAAUUCAGUAACCCUCCUAAUGUCCGCAAUAAAGUGCGCAUUCGCAGCUGGAUGGACACUAUAGCAAACAUCAAUCAAGAGCUCAUUAAGUAUGAAUUCUUCCCUGAGGCUACUCGAACUGAAGAAGACUUAAAGAAGUACCCCAAGUACCCCUGGGGAAGAGAAAUCUAUACUUUAGAAGGUGUUGUGGAUGGAGCGCCGUAUUCCCUGAUUUCUGACUUUCCUUGGCUUAGGUCAUUACGGGCAGCAGAGCCCAACAGCUUUGCCCGAUACGAUUUUGAAGACGAUGAAGAAAGCACCAUCUAUGCUCCUCGAAGGAAAGGGCAGCUCUCUGCAGACAUCUGUAUGGAAACAAUAGGAGAAGAAAUUUCAGAGAUGCGACAGAUGAAGAAGGGUGUGUUUCAGCGAGUUGUGGCAAUUUUUAUCCACUAUUGUGAUGUCAAUGGAGAACCAGUUGAAGACGACUACAUUUGAUUGGCCACCCUCCUUUCCAGCUGUUCUGUCAGAAAGCAGCUAGGGCCAUCCAGCUGCCAGAACGCUCCACAGGGACUUGAGGCAUGCAGUUGGGAGGCCCUGGCUCGGUUCGAUAUAUAGGAAAUGUAAUAAGGAACAUUGAAGUUGUAUACAAAGAUUUGUACAUAGAGGAAAUAUACAAAGAUACUUCCUAAAGUUCCAACUUUAUAUCAUAUGUUUAUACAAUUUAAUUUAAAAAUUCAUUUUAAUGAAGGCAGAUAAUUUGAAAGAGUUCAUUUUGUUCAUUUUUCCUGACUUAGUUCAUAAAGUAUCAUUUUUUGACUGAGCCCCAUUUACUAUAUUCUUAAUAAUCAUUGUCAUCCCCUUAAAUCUGUGCCUUUUUCUUCUUGAAGCUGUUUGAGUAAAUCUGUUGAAGAGUGUUUGUGUCUUGUGUGCUUUUUUUUGUUGUUAUUAAAACACCGACUAAACCCUAUAGUCAGAUGAGGCUGUAUGUUUCUGUACAAAGCUGUAGUUUCUUUUUCUUCUUGGUAUUAUAGUUACUAUGUUUCUUAAAAUCAAGUAAAAAGACUCAUGAGCUUAAAAAAAUGAGUUUGAGUGGGAAAUGGAAAAGUUUCCAAAGCAUUUCUAGUUAUUUAUUUCCACAUUUAAUUGUGUAUAUGCUUUAUCUUGAAUAUAAAAAUAAAAGUUUAUUAAAAACUUUA